AUGAAGACUUCAAUCAUCACCGCCCUUGCCGUCUUUUCAUGGUCACAUGCCGUCAGUGGAGUUCAGAUACCUCGUGGCGGCUCCAAUCAAUGUGCCCUACGGAACAAGAAGCUGCUUAACAGCCCGGAGCUAGAGAACCACGACCAAAACAUCCCUCGCAACCACCACCGCUCUAACUGCCACGACCACAUUCACCACAAGCACAUUUACAACCACCGUCACGUCACCCAGGAAGCGCGGCGCUCCCCCACCGGCCCACGCCCGCAUCCCCAAGUACGCGGCCGCUCUAUGCCCAGACUCGGCGGCUUACCGGUCCGCCUGCUCGUGUUUGGGGGUUACGGCACGCACGACGACGGCGGGGCCGGCGCCCACCGCAACAUCCCUGACGACGUCGACGGCGACCGUCACGCAGACGUCGACUGCGACAUCGGUAGCGGUGUUCACCGCUGUCGUAAACACCUGCACACCCAACGGUAG
Pyricularia oryzae 70-15 is the source of this 477-nucleotide messenger RNA. RefSeq lists its product as uncharacterized. The record is from RefSeq and is a predicted model, not a curated record. NCBI's taxonomy places the organism in Eukaryota, Fungi, Ascomycota, Sordariomycetes, Magnaporthales, Pyriculariaceae. The transcript has 2 exons. The coding region runs from base 1 to 477 and encodes 158 amino acids.